Molecule: messenger RNA, 861 nt
Organism: Mangifera indica (mango)
Lineage: Eukaryota; Viridiplantae; Streptophyta; Magnoliopsida; Sapindales; Anacardiaceae
Product: chaperone protein DnaJ-like
Exons: 5
Coding region: 232-702 (156 amino acids)
Source: RefSeq, a predicted model, not a curated record
CAUAUCUCCCGCAAGAUAUUUUCUCUCUCUUAACAAUCAAUUCUUUCUUUUGACCCCCUACACACAUUAUUUAUUAAAAAAGAUUCAAUUUUUUGAUAUUUUGUCCUUCGCAGGCAGCCAGCCAACCAGCCUUUCUCUUUAUAAAAUUAAACUUCCUUCUCACUUUCGUUUCGUUUCUUUAUGAUUUGAUCUUUGGUGGCAGGUUGUCACACAACAACGAAAAAUAAAACAAUGGAUGGAGAAGGAGGAGGUUCCACAGCCGGAUCUUCGUGCUACUACUCCGUUCUUGGCAUCCGGAAGGACGCCUCCUUCUCUGAUAUUCGGUCCGCUUAUCGUAAACUCGCCAUGAAGUGGCAUCCGGACAGGUUUGCGAAGAAUCCAGGGGUGGCGGGAGAAGCGAAACGGCGAUUUCAGCGGAUCCAGGAAGCUUACUCUGUGCUUUCCGAUGAGACUAAACGGUCAAUUUACGAUGCCGGGCUGUACGAAGAUGAAGACGAAGACUUCUAUGAUUUCAUGCAAGAGAUGAUCUCCAUGAUGAACAGCGUAAAAGACGAGGGAGAUAGUUUUGAGGACCUUCAGAGGAUGUUCGUGGAGAUGGUAGAUGGAGAUACUAUCAGCUGUGAUUUUAAAGUGGAUCAAGCGGACACAAAGAGGGCACGUGUCAACACAGCGAAUGGUAAACGCAGCAGUUCAAGAUGCUGAUGAUCGCAUCAGAUUUGUUUGUUCUAAUCUCCUAAUUCUCCCCUAAUUUAAAGAGAAUUGAAUUGAUUGGGGCAUCAAAUUAAGAGACCCUUUGUCCUUGCUUAUAAUAUUAUGCAAAUUUAUUUUAAAUAUAUAAAUUGGGAUUAUUUAUUUGUGUUA